Molecule: messenger RNA, 456 nt
Organism: Trypanosoma rangeli
Lineage: Eukaryota; Euglenozoa; Kinetoplastea; Trypanosomatida; Trypanosomatidae
Exons: 1
Coding region: 1-456 (151 amino acids)
Source: RefSeq, a predicted model, not a curated record
AUGAGCCUCGAGGACCGCGGGGUUGUUGCUCUGUGGGAGGGAGAGUGGAUGUGGCUGCGGCGUCAUGUGUCGGUGGUGCGCCAGGCAGCGUGGGUGUUUGGCGACCUUGCAGGGUCCGUCUUCGACCUUCCAGCCCACCUAGCCACUGCCAGGGUGUACACGGCGCAGGCCGAUCGCUUCGUCACGGAGAAAACAUUAUUUGCCAGUGAGCAGCUGCGCCGGAGUCACUGGAUUCUGCCGGCGGUUGGCAUCACCUGCACAAGCCUCUUUGUGGUGGCCAAGAGCGCACCGUGGGGAACAUACCGGGCGUUUCGCAACGGCGCCGUCACGGCUGUGCUGCUCACGUGUUUCCUGUUGCCACGGGAGAUUGUUGAUGCCGUCGACGCCGAGUUGCCAUUCGGCACGAGCGACACACACGGUGUGGAUGAAAAUGCAAAGAACUUGGGUGCAAAGUAG